Rubroshorea leprosula is the source of this 975-nucleotide messenger RNA. The record is from the annotation of a GenBank genome assembly. NCBI's taxonomy places the organism in Eukaryota, Viridiplantae, Streptophyta, Magnoliopsida, Malvales, Dipterocarpaceae.
AUUUCCAUAUGAGUAAUUUUGGGACUACGAAGUUUUUGUUUUUUAAUUUUUGAUACAGGACAUACGCAGUUAGCACAAUUCCAAAAGAUAGAGAGAGAGAGAGAGAAAUACCAAUAGAGAAUUUUAGCAUCAGAUGUUUCUGGUUUCCCUAGGGUUAGUAUCCUUUAAUUUAUCUUAUAAUUCACAGAAAAAGGAAAGCUUUAAAAAUUGUUAGAUUCUUUGGCCCUGUAUGCGUAAAGCCUUUCCCUUGUCAUAUUGUUUUGGUAUUCCAGUUUGUGAUUUUUGGUCUUUCCUGGCUUUGGUGUCCUGUGGUCAUUGAAAUCCAUGAUCAUCAGUGUCUCAUGGACCCUUCUCCAGUGCACACCACUCCUUCACUCCAUGAAGAAGAAGAUGAGUGGGACACUGAUGGCUUUGUGAUUCCAAGCUUGGAAAUAGAGGAUUCAAAUACAAAUAAAGUUGAUGCUUUAGAAGUAGAAGCCUCAAAACCUCCUUCUCCAAAGACUAAGGAAGAGAACAUCUAUCUGGGACCACACGGGGCUCCUCCCUCACAAUCGAGGCAGCAAGAGCUCAACUUGUCCAGUCGGAAGCAACGCUUCAAGCAGAAACUCAAGGAAGCAGAUAGGAGGAUCAGUAGAAGAGGACCAGAGAAUAAGGUGGAAAUUUUGCAGGAACUUGUGGGUGCUGGACGACUAAGCACCAACAUGCAAAAGGGUUCUCCUAGAGACUGGUUAGAUCCACAUUGUGAAGAGUCACAAUUUGAGAAGGUGUCUAACGCCGAAUGAGUGGAGCAUUUUUACAGCUUAAGAUAUUUUAUCUGUGCAAAAUUGGACUGACUCUAUUGCCAUUACCGACCCAUCAUCAGAACAAGUUUCGAUCUCAUUGGAGACAACAUAUCAUUGAGGUUAUGUAUCAUGACAGAUGACAAUAAUUCUACGGUUAUACCAUUUCAGUUAGCUAUAAAAAGAUAUUAUUAUG